AUGGACGAAGCCGGAAGGGCCUCCGCUCCCGCGGUGGUGACGGUCACGGCCUCCGCCGCCGCCCCCUCGCCUCCUCCUCCCCCGCCCCCCGCCACGGCCACCGCCGCGGCCGCCGACCCGCCAUCGCCCGACCCUGACGCUCUCUAUGAAGAGGGAAUGUGGCAGCAGAUGGCCAUGAGCAGCGGCGCCACUAUGCAAUCUGGGCCAUAUCCUGUGCGGCCAGGGGAACCGGACUGCACCUACUACCUCAGGACUGGAUUGUGCAGGUUUGGCAUGAGCUGCAGGUUCAAUCACCCUCAGGACAGGAAUACGGCUAUUGCCUCUGCCAGAAUGAAAGGAGAAUAUCCUGAGAGGGUGGGACAACCUGAAUGUCAGUACUAUCUGAAGACUGGAACAUGCAAGUUUGGGCCUACGUGCAAAUUCCAUCACCCUAGAGAAAAGGCUGGAAUCGCAGGAAUGGUGCAGCUAAACACAUUGGGAUAUCCACUUCGACCGAAUGAAAGGGAGUGUGCAUACUACUUAAAAACGGGACAGUGUAAAUAUGGGAAUACAUGUAAAUUUAACCAUCCAGAAAUUUUCAGUGCGGUGGCUUCUUCACGUGGUUCCCCUAUUUAUCCUCCUGUACAUAACUCUGGAAGCACUGGUCCACAUUCCUAUACUGGAACAAUGGCAAGCUGGACUUAUCCAAGAGGUUCUUUCAUUCCAAGCCCUAGAUGGCAAAGUCCUUCAAACUAUACACCGAUGAUUGUACCACAGGGUCUUGUUCAAGUACCAAACUGGAACUCAUAUCCUGGCCAAAUGGUACCUGUUUCAUCUCCUGAGAGCCGACUGCAGUCUCCAGGGGCUCAACAAUACUAUGGAACUUCCCGACAAGGUGAAGCCAGUGCAGGAAAUCAGGGAAUGCAAUCACCCUACAGAUCCAGUUCGUUUCCUGCACCUCAGUAUGCACUGCAGAGAGAGAAUGUUUUUCCUGAGAGACCUGAUCAACCGGAAUGCAUAUACUACAUAAAGACUGGAGAUUGUAAAUUUGGUGCAGUUUGCAAAUUCCAUCAUCCCCGUGUGCGUUCACAGCCUCCCCCAGACUGUAUCUUGAGCCCAAUGGGUCUUCCAUUACGCCCAGGAAGAGCUCUGCAAGUUCUAUUCUCGCUAUGGCAUCUGCAAGUUCGGCGUAAACUGCAAGUUCGACAUGGCGGCUCCGAUGGGGGUCUACGCGUACGGCUACUCCGCCUCGGCGUCGCCCAACGCGCCCAUGGCCCGGCGUCUCCUGGAGUCCCCCUCCGGGUCUGCGUACGCCUCCUAAGGCAAGGCUCCCUGGCAUUUGACCCUACCUUGAUUGAUCUCGAUGAUGUAUAA
This is a messenger RNA of Triticum turgidum subsp. durum (durum wheat), 1353 nucleotides long. The record is from the annotation of a GenBank genome assembly. Lineage: Eukaryota; Viridiplantae; Streptophyta; Magnoliopsida; Poales; Poaceae.